Naegleria lovaniensis is the source of this 543-nucleotide messenger RNA. RefSeq lists its product as uncharacterized. NCBI's taxonomy places the organism in Eukaryota, Heterolobosea, Eutetramitea, Acrasida, Naegleriidae. The coding region runs from base 1 to 543 and encodes 180 amino acids. The record is from RefSeq and is a predicted model, not a curated record. The transcript has 3 exons.
AUGAAACUAUUUACCUUGAUCUUGUUCUUCAUCGGAAUAUUGUGCCUGAUUCAGAGCUCGUACCAGCAAGAUCGUGGAGAGGCUGCUGUGGAUGCCGCAUUGAAAGUAUUGGAUUCAAUGGGAUGGCUCAACUCGAACACUCAUUUGUUCUUCAAGAGAGUGGCGUUAUGUGAGAGUAAUUAUGGACAAGAUCCAAACACCUACAGAUCGGGAUAUUAUGGAGGAAUUUGGCAGGUCGAUUCGAUUACCUUCAAGAACACUCAAAUGCCUCAAUCACAUCCAAUUCUCACCCAAAAGUAUGCUGAUUUGAAAAGUUAUCUUGGUCUUGAUUGGACAAAGACCACUUGGAGUCAAUGUGUGAAAGCUGUCUACUCAUUGUUAGCAGCAAGAUUGAACUUGUUUACCAUUCCUGCAAGUAUUCCAUCAUCCUUGUAUGACCAAGCUGUUUACUGGAAGACUUAUUACAACACCAAUCAAGGCAAGGGAACAGUUCAAUAUUUUAUUGACUGUUGCAAGAAGGGUGGCUUGGGAGAAGAUCAAUAA